CGCUUGCCGGCUGCGGCGCCUGGGACGGUUGCGGUGGGGCGCUUGGGAAGUCGUCCAAGAUGAUUAAAAAAUUCGACAAGAAGGAUGAAGAGUCUGGUAGUGGCUCCAAUCCUUUCCAGCAUUUGGAGAAGAGUACCGUCUUGCAGGAGGCUCGGUUAUUCAACGAAACACCCAUCAACCCAAGAAGAUGUUUGCAUAUUCUUACAAAGAUCCUUUACUUACUGAACCAGGGUGAACACUUUGGAACUACAGAAGCCACAGAGGCCUUCUUUGCCAUGACCCGGUUGUUUCAGUCUAAUGAUCAAACUUUGAGGAGAAUGUGCUACCUUACCAUCAAAGAGAUGGCUACUAUCUCUGAGGAUGUGAUCAUUGUCACGAGCAGUCUGACUAAAGACAUGACUGGAAAGGAAGAUGUGUACCGGGGUCCAGCCAUCAGAGCUCUCUGCAGAAUCACUGAUGGAACGAUGUUGCAAGCCAUUGAAAGAUACAUGAAGCAGGCCAUUGUGGAUAAAGUGUCCAGUGUAUCCAGUUCAGCAUUGGUGUCUUCCUUACACAUGAUGAAGAUAAGCUAUGACGUGGUGAAGCGCUGGAUCAAUGAAGCCCAGGAAGCUGCAUCAAGUGACAACAUUAUGGUCCAGUACCACGCCCUGGGAGUCCUGUAUCACCUUAGAAAGAAUGAUCGUCUUGCUGUUUCCAAGAUGCUGAAUAAGUUUACUAAAUCUGGCCUCAAGUCACAGUUUGCUUACUGCAUGCUGAUCCGAAUUGCCAGUCGCUUACUUAAAGAGACCGAGGAUGGCCAUGAAAGCCCACUCUUUGAUUUCAUUGAAAGCUGCUUGAGAAAUAAACAUGAAAUGGUCAUAUAUGAAGCUGCUUCCGCCAUCAUCCAUCUCCCUAACUGUACUGCCAGAGAGUUGGCACCUGCUGUUUCAGUUCUUCAGCUUUUCUGUAGCUCUCCUAAGCCGGCCUUGAGAUACGCAGCUGUGAGGACCUUGAAUAAAGUGGCAAUGAAGCACCCUUCUGCAGUUACUGCCUGCAAUCUGGACUUAGAAAACUUGAUCACAGACUCCAACAGGAGCAUUGCUACCCUAGCCAUUACCACACUGCUCAAAACAGGGAGUGAGAGCAGUGUGGACAGGCUCAUGAAGCAGAUCUCGUCUUUUGUGUCUGAAAUUUCAGAUGAAUUCAAGGUGGUGGUCGUACAAGCAAUCAGUGCCCUCUGCCAGAAGUACCCUCGGAAGCACAGCGUCAUGAUGACCUUCCUGUCCAACAUGCUUCGCGAUGAUGGAGGCUUUGAAUACAAGCGGGCCAUCGUGGACUGCAUUAUCAGCAUUGUGGAAGAGAACCCUGAGAGUAAAGAGGCAGGGCUGGCCCACCUGUGUGAAUUCAUUGAGGACUGCGAACACACUGUUCUGGCCACCAAGAUUCUACACUUGUUGGGCAAAGAGGGCCCCAGAACCCCCAUCCCCUCCAAGUACAUCCGCUUUAUUUUUAACCGGGUUGUCCUGGAGAAUGAGGCUGUCAGAGCUGCUGCUGUCAGUGCUUUGGCAAAAUUUGGGGCUCAGAAUGAGAAUCUUCUCCCAAGCAUCCUUGUACUCUUACAGAGGUGCAUGAUGGAUACUGAUGAUGAGGUACGGGACAGAGCCACCUUCUAUCUGAACGUGCUACAGCAGAAGCAGAUGGCUCUCAAUGCCACAUACAUCUUCAAUGGUCUGACGGUGUCUGUACCAGGGAUGGAGAAGGCUUUACACCAGUACACGCUGGAACCUUCAGAAAAACCCUUCGACAUGAAAUCAGUUCCUCUUGCCAUGGCUCCUGUCUUUGAACAGAAGGCAGAAAUCACACUUGUGGCUACGAAGCCCGAGAAGUUGGCUCCUUCCAGACAAGACAUUUUCCAAGAACAACUGGCUGCCAUUCCCGAGUUUAUGAACAUAGGGCCCUUGUUCAAGUCCUCUGACCCUGUUCAGCUGACAGAAGCAGAGACAGAGUAUUUUGUUCGCUGUAUCAAGCACAUCUUCACCAACCACAUCGUGUUCCAGUUUGACUGCACCAAUACUCUCAAUGACCAGCUACUGGAGAAGGUAACAGUGCAGAUGGAACCGUCGGACUCCUGUGAGGUGCUGUGUUGUAUUCCAGCCGCCAGCCUCCCUUACAACCAACCAGGAAUAUGUUACACCCUCGUCCGUUUGCCUGAUGACGACCCCACAGCAGUUGCAGGCACCUUUAGCUGCACCAUGAGGUUCACCGUCCGGGACUGUGACCCUAACACUGGAGUCCCAGAUGAGGAUGGCUAUGACGAUGAGUAUGUGCUAGAAGAUCUGGAAGUGACCGUGUCUGACCACAUUCAGAAGGUUCUGAAGCCUAACUUCGCUGCUGCCUGGGAAGAAGUGGGAGAUACCUUUGAGAAAGAGGAGACCUUUGCCCUCAGUUCUACCAAAACCCUUGAAGAAGCCGUCAACAACAUCAUCAGCUUUCUCGGCAUGCAGCCGUGUGAGAGGUCAGAUAAAGUCCCGGAGAACAAGAAUUCCCACUCACUCUAUCUGGCAGGUAUAUACAGAGGUGGCUAUGAUCUAUUGGUGAGGUCCAGGCUCGCCUUAGCAGAUGGAGUAACCAUGCAGGUGACAGUCAGAAGCCAAGAAAGAACACCUGUAGAUGUUAUCUUGGCUUCUGUUGGAUGAGAUCUUCCUGGGCAAGAAGUUAAUGGACACUUCGCUGUAGGUGGGUUUGAGGCUACUGGCAUGAAGUUCCCAGAAUCACACCUUCAAAGGGUAAUGACUUUGGAGAAGCAAAUUAAACAUUCAGCCCUGAGCCAGCAGAUCAAGCAAAAUCCGUCCUUAUGCAUGGAUUCUGUUUUAUUUCCUUUUUCUUUUUCUUCACUUGAUAUGACAGCGUUGGUAUGACAGUGCAGCAUUGGGUGAGCUUGAAAAUCAAAUACUAUUCUAUCCUUUGGCUGCUUAACUUCAUUAUAUUAUUUUCUUUUAACGUGUGUCUGAAAGCUCCUGGCAAUGUUGGAAAAUUUUAUCCCCGAGGGGUGGCGAAAAGGGGGGAGGGGAAGCCAGAGUCCACUUUUGUCACAAUUCAUUUUUAUU
Messenger RNA from Lepus europaeus (European hare), 3086 nucleotides. RefSeq names its product COPI coat complex subunit gamma 2 (gene COPG2). The record is from RefSeq and is a predicted model, not a curated record. Gene Ontology annotation, cellular component: endoplasmic reticulum; Golgi membrane; endoplasmic reticulum-Golgi intermediate compartment. Gene Ontology annotation, molecular function: structural molecule activity. Gene Ontology annotation, biological process: intra-Golgi vesicle-mediated transport; endoplasmic reticulum to Golgi vesicle-mediated transport; organelle transport along microtubule. The coding region runs from base 60 to 2675 and encodes 871 amino acids. Lineage: Eukaryota; Metazoa; Chordata; Mammalia; Lagomorpha; Leporidae. The transcript has 24 exons.